Hippocampus zosterae (dwarf seahorse) is the source of this 2279-nucleotide messenger RNA. RefSeq names its product cytotoxic granule associated RNA binding protein TIA1-like. NCBI's taxonomy places the organism in Eukaryota, Metazoa, Chordata, Actinopteri, Syngnathiformes, Syngnathidae. The record is from RefSeq and is a predicted model, not a curated record. The transcript has 11 exons. Gene Ontology annotation, molecular function: RNA binding. Bases 215 to 1354 code for a protein of 379 amino acids.
GUCUCCGCGUUCCGCCAUCUUUGUCGGCUGCCCCAUUGUUCGCUCCGUGGCUCGUAUUCUCCCCCGCCCCCAGUCUCGGCGGUAUUAUCGUCUUCGUACUGCGCCACAAAAACACUAGCGGACACGGUGUCACUGGCAGCUGCUCGCGACGGUCGUGGACUUGUCCUCCGCCCGGCGUUUGCAACUCGGUCUUGGCCAACACGUUUGAAACAGGAUGGACGAUGAGCAGCCCAAAACCCUGUACGUGGGAAACCUGUCACGAGAUGUGACGGAAGCCCUUAUCCUGGAGUUAUUUGGCCAGAUCGGACCCUGCAAGAGUUGUAAAAUGAUCGUAGAUACGGCGGGUCACGAUCCCUACUGCUUUGUGGAAUUCUAUGAGCAUAGACACGCCAUGGCCACCAUUGCGGCCAUGAACGGUCGGAAAAUUCUGGGUAAGGAAGUCAAGGUCAACUGGGCCACCACGCCGACCAGCCAAAAGAAGGACACGAGCAGUCACUUCCACGUCUUUGUCGGAGAUCUGAGUCCAGAGAUCACCACAGAUGACAUCAAGGCUGCUUUCGGUCCCUUUGGGAAAAUAUCGGAUUGUCGGGUGGUUAAGGACAUGGCCACCGGCAAGUCCAAAGGCUACGGCUUUGUGUCCUUCUUCAACAAAUGGGAUGCGGAGAACGCCAUCCAGCAGAUGGGAGGACAGUGGCUGGGAGGAAGGCAGAUCAGGACCAACUGGGCCACACGGAAGCCCACACCCAAAACCACCAAUGAGACGAGCAGCACGAAGCAGCUGUCCUUCGACGAGGUGGUCAACCAGUCCAGUCUCAGUAACUGCACCGUCUACUGCGGCGGAGUCACGGCAGGUCUCACUGAGCAAAUCAUGAGACAGACCUUCUCGCCUUUUGGACAAAUCAUGGAAAUCCGCGUUUUCCCGGACAAGGGCUACUCGUUUGUGAGGUUCAACUCGCACGAGGCGGCCGCCCACGCCAUCGUCUCCGUCAACGGCACGUCGGUGGAGGGCUUUGUGGUCAAGUGCUACUGGGGCAAGGAGACCACGGACAUGGUCAACCCCAUCCAACAGGUCCAGUUGCCUCAGAGCACAGUGAGCUUUGCGGCGCAGCCCUACAACCAGUGGGGGCAGUGGUACGGCAACACGCAGCAGAUCGGCCAGUACGUGCCCAACGGCUGGCAGGUACCCAGCUACGGCGUCUACGGGCAGAGCUGGGAUCAGCAGUGCUACAACCCUCUCCCUUCCGCCGCCGGGUGGACCGGCGUCGGCGCCGUCAGCAACGGCGGCAUGGUGGAACCCGGCCAGGGCGUCAACGGCACCAUGCUCGCCAACCAGGCUGGCUUUCACACCCACUGAUCUCGCCCGCUGGACGCCACUCCUUACACUCUGGUUAGGGACAUCGCUUCGGCAAUAUUUUCUCUUUCUCUCCCCCAAGCCCCCCCCCCUUUUUUUUUUAAUUGACUUGGUUUGGUUUGGAGAAAAAAAGCGCGCACCCCACGUCUUUUCCGCCAUCACCGGCUAUCAUGUACAUGACGAGCUGAGCACAGCUACCAUUUAGAUCGGCAAAAGGCGAUGUCGGUUCAGGUAUUUGCCGUCGCCAGGUUUUGUUUGCAGAGCCAAAGAGAUUUUUUUUUUCUCCUCCCCACCCUCUCCCUUUCCCCGAUCCGAUCCGUGUUGUCUCGUCCCUCCCCCGUUAGUCCUGGCCAGUUCUCAGGGUGCUGAAGUCAUUCUGUGAAAUGUAGGAAAUCACUGAGGAAGAAGCAAAGAAUACGGACUGAGUAACCUGAACGAUUUUGUGUGCAUGAACUGAUACUUUGACACACAAGUCGGGCUCUUAUUACGCCCUUUCCGCUUCCCCCUCCCGCAUCCUACACCCCUCUCGAUCCGACAGAAGGACUACACCGUUUUUAAUUUAGUCAUUAUUCACCUUUCUCGGCUUGAUUAAAGAGCUUUUUGCCUUUCUUUUGUUGUUAAUUUGGGGUGACUUGACUGCGCAGUCACACGGCGAUUUUGUUUCGGAAGCAUCGAGCGGCUGCCUACUUUAUUUUUGAUCUUUUAAAUUGGAUUUUCAACUUCUCGCAGGGAAAACAACUGCCACGCUCGUCUUUACUUACCAGGCAGACAAAUAUUGCACAACUACUUAAAAAAGAAAAAUCACUCAAUUUGAAGUGUUUUUGUUUUGCAUUCCACCUUGUUUUGUAACAUCAUUUUGGAAGUCUUAUUGUAAAUAACUGAGCGCUCUGUUCAAUUGUAUCUGUAUAAAGACAUGAUGAUCAUUCGG